CAGUGUUAGCAGGGCCAUAGUAUGUAAAGCUAGCUUGUUUGCUGUCAAUCAAGCCCUCAGGCGCAGCUGUUCUCAAUGCAGCCUGUGAUUUCGGACCAGGCUGCUGGUUUUCUCCGCUCAGCUCAGCCUGGUGCACGUGACUUCUUCAAAGAUACUAAACUUUAAGUAUAGCUUUCGCACUUCUCUUCUUUGUGACAUGCCAUUUGUUGAGGACCCAGUUCAUCUCUCUAAAACUCGCCUCAAGUCAGAUUUAAUUGCUCACAAUGUCGAGCUGCCAGCUGCAGCGAGCAAAAAGGAGGUUUAUGUAGAGCUGCACCUGAAACACAUCGAUCAGAAAAACGCAGCAGACUUUUCCAGCGAUGACGAGGAUCCAGUGCAAGAUGUGGAAAACAAUGGAAAUGAUGCAGAAGAUGCAAAGGUGUCUGACCCAAGUAGUUUGACUGACGGGGAUCUCAAAGCUGCAUUACUCAACCAUGGGGUUAAAGCUGGGCCAGUAGUAGCCUCCACCAGGGCCUUGUAUGAGAAGAAGCUCUGGAAACUUCUUCAUCGUGAUGGAUAUGACGGAUUAAAUGGAGCAGAGAAAGCUGUUCUGUACUCGGACAGUGAAGAAGAAGAAGAGGAGGGGGAGGGAAAUGCAGAAGAGGAGGAGAAAGAAGCUGGUUCGGAACAGGAGCAGCAAGAUACAGUUGAAGAACCAGAGCAGAUCCAGAGCAGUGAGGGAGAGUUGCGUUUUCAGCGGGGUGACGUUGCUUACCCACAGUGCUUUUUACUGUCAUCAAGGCUGCGUGCUUGUUCAUCUAAAAACGGGCCACGUAAUGCCAAGAAGAAUUCAAGGAAUGCAUUAAAAUCAUCAGAGCAGACUCGAUCUCGCUGCUCACAGAUUCCUGCAGGAAUUAGCAGAACAUCUAUAGGUCAACGUUCAGGAUUAAGAUCAGGGGUCCCAAAUGGAUCUAAAUCAGUUGUGUCCAAAAGUUGCUCACCAGUUUCCCUUCAGGCCUUCAGCAUCACUCAAAUGGUUGAGGAGAUGGCGAGCCAGAGCUCACCCCCUUCUUGCACAGACAAGGAGCUGAACAGGAGCAAUAUGCCGGAACAUCGGUCAUGGUCCAGCAGGUUGAACAUGCAGAUUGCAGAUGAGAACAGAAUCAUGGACCAGUCCCUGUACUACACUCCUAAGGAUUCCUCUCAAGGACGGGGAAUGAAGCUUCCUCCAGAACCUGUGAAAGAGAUUUUAAAGGAUUUAAUCCCAGACACCAUAACCACACCCACAGGGAUCUACGCCACCUCUCGGAGACCCAUCAAAGGUGCGGCACGGAGACCCAUCCAGUAUGCGUACCCAGACACUCCUGUCAGUCCCAUGACCCUUGAGAGGCGAGAAGUGGAGCGCCAUCUUGUUCCCAUCCAGAUACAGAUUUUGGUCUUCUUUAUUGUGGCGUUUAUCCUUUACUUCAUUUAUGUGAAUGUUGAAGACAGCAGCUCGGUUUUGGCCUUGCUGAACAGUUUUAACCAGUGUUCAGACAGUAAGGAAGGGGUUUUGCCUCAAUCUGAGACACAGGACACACAAGUAGUCUCUGGACAAGAUUGAAUUAAUUUUACUCACCAUUUGUCUUUUUAUUGGGGUUUGAGAAUUGCUUAUUUGGUAGCACAGGUCAUGACAACAUUUUCCUAUGAAAUUUUCAAGGAAAAUGUUUGUUAGCUGUAUUUGUCUGCCUGCAUGUACACCAUCCUCAAAGUCCUGUACUACUUUUUUUCCCCAUCUUCUGAACCAUUGCUGAAAGAUCACAAGGGAGCGAUUUGCUCAAAAUGAAAACGAGAGCAAUUUCCUCACCUGAAUGAUUUACUUUUAUGCCUUCAAUUUGUAUCACUGUACUAAUGUUUUUAAUACUUAAAAUGUGUUUCAAUAAAUGAUUUGUUGCGUACUUUGUGCCAUUAAUAGAAAAUUUCAUGCAAAUGAAAAUAUUUAAUAAUU
Messenger RNA from Melanotaenia boesemani (Boeseman's rainbowfish), 1966 nucleotides. RefSeq names its product LEM domain containing 1 (gene lemd1). The transcript has 11 exons. The record is from RefSeq and is a predicted model, not a curated record. Gene Ontology annotation, molecular function: DNA binding. Lineage: Eukaryota; Metazoa; Chordata; Actinopteri; Atheriniformes; Melanotaeniidae. The coding region runs from base 197 to 1582 and encodes 461 amino acids.